AUGAACGUUCCACAGGGAAGUCAUGAAGAGUUGGAACAAAGAUCAGCCCAUGAAGGUGCCAAAAGAAGGCGUGUUACUCGAAACAGUAACAAACAGAGAGAUCAAGUAUCAGGCUCAGAUGAUAUUGCAAGUGGUGAGCUGGAUCAAGUUGGUCAAGGUGGUCACAACUCAUCUACUAAUAAUUCAAACUUAAUGGUUCUAAAAACCACUUCAAUUCAUGAAAUUCUUCAUCAUAAAAAAUGUAUUUAUUUCCAAAAAUUAAAUGAAAGAAACACAAUACCUAAAGCAUCAACACCUACUAGUGAAAAAUUUCUUAUGAAUUCCAAAAGAUUUCUUCGUGCAUUAUCAAAAUAUUUAAAAGAUGAAAAAUUUAAUCAACAUUUUCUAUACAUUUUAAACAAAGAUGAAAAAAUAUUUAUCAAACUUUUUGAUUUUUUAAAUUUAGCUAGAUUAAAAGAUCAUGAAGAAUCUGGAUAUGUAUUGGAUCCUUUAACAAUGUUAGAUAGAUAUAGACUUGGUUCUAUUGAAGAGUUACCAAUUGAAGAAAUCGAUGAAAUGCAAGGAAAAGAAUUUUCGAAUGAAUUGAAAAUUUUAACCAUUAUUCAAACUUUUAAUUUUCAACAGAAAGAUAUUAAAGAUAGAGUUAAUAUACCCAAGAUUUAUUGCUCUGGCGAAUUAAAGAUUGUAAGUUCAAAGUUGGAUAAUCAUUGGGGAAAAUACAUUGCAAUGGAACUUAUUGAUAAUGUUAAUGAGAAACCUCAAACAGAAGCCCAAUUUAGAUCUUUGAGAACUCAAUUAGAUAAUUUACAUAGUUCUGGUAUUCAUCAUGGGGAUGUUCAUGAAAGGAAUUGUUGUGUCAUGGGAAAUAAUGAAACUAUGUUGUUUGAUUUUGGUAGAAGUUGUCUAGUUAAAGAUUUAAAGAAAAAAUCAAAAUAUUGUUUGAGAAAAACUUGUGAAGAUUAUAAGAAUCUUGAAGAUAUGAUGAAAAAAACACAAUUUGUAAAGAGUUGA
Hansenula ciferrii is the source of this 1011-nucleotide messenger RNA. RefSeq lists its product as uncharacterized. The record is from RefSeq and is a predicted model, not a curated record. Bases 1 to 1011 code for a protein of 336 amino acids. The transcript has a single exon. Lineage: Eukaryota; Fungi; Ascomycota; Saccharomycetes; Phaffomycetales; Wickerhamomycetaceae.